GUAACUUGUGUUGUUUGAUGAACACAUUUUCAUCGUUCCGCGGAUAAUUUCCAAAAUGGCCACCAAAACGAUCGCUUCAAAGGACAAGUCCAAAAAUAUUAUGCGCGAUCUGCGUAUCCGCAAGCUCUGUCUGAACAUUUGCGUCGUUGAAUCUGGUGAUAGGCUGACCCGUGCCGCCAAGGUGUUGGAGCAGCUGACCGGUCAGACCCCAGUUUACUCGAAGGCUCGUUAUACCGUCCGUUCCUUCGGUAUUCGCCGUAAUGAAAAGAACGCUGGCACUGUCCGUGGUGCCAAGGCCGAGGAAAUCCUUGAACGUGGUCUGAAGGUGCGUGAAUAUGAGUUGAGACGCGACAAUUUCUCCCAGACCGGCAACUUCGGUUUCGGUAUCCAAGAACAUAUCGAUCUGGGCAUCAAGUACGAUCCAUCGAUCGGUAUCUACGGUCUGGAUUUAAAUAAAUAA
Messenger RNA from Ochlerotatus camptorhynchus, 460 nucleotides. RefSeq names its product large ribosomal subunit protein uL5-like. Gene Ontology annotation, molecular function: structural constituent of ribosome; RNA binding. Gene Ontology annotation, biological process: translation. Gene Ontology annotation, cellular component: ribosome; cytosolic large ribosomal subunit. The record is from RefSeq and is a predicted model, not a curated record. The transcript has a single exon. Lineage: Eukaryota; Metazoa; Arthropoda; Insecta; Diptera; Culicidae. Bases 56 to 460 code for a protein of 134 amino acids.